Messenger RNA from Drosophila biarmipes, 5241 nucleotides. RefSeq lists its product as uncharacterized. The coding region runs from base 332 to 2308 and encodes 658 amino acids. Gene Ontology annotation, biological process: axon guidance; ephrin receptor signaling pathway. The transcript is spliced from 5 exons. The record is from RefSeq and is a predicted model, not a curated record. NCBI's taxonomy places the organism in Eukaryota, Metazoa, Arthropoda, Insecta, Diptera, Drosophilidae. Gene Ontology annotation, cellular component: plasma membrane. Gene Ontology annotation, molecular function: ephrin receptor binding.
AUCGAUUUUUGUUCCAGCUCUAGACAAGUUUUUUUAUAAAUAAAAUAGCUCUAGAAAUACAAUAUUUAUACAAAAUAAUUGUAUGUAAUCCAAUUAUAUAAACUUGCCGUUAAAAUGAGUUGUUUUCGUGUACCUUUCUUCAGAAGCAAACCUGUUUGGGACCUAAUUUAAACAUCAAGUGAAAAAUAUGGAGCAAGACACACACUGGUAUGUGACCAGACGGAUAUAGCUGAAACUACUCAUCAUAUUUGUAUGACUCAGCUUUUGUACAGAUUAGGGCAUUUAGCAAGCUAUCAAGAAUAUAAACAAAAAGAAAAAAAUUGGUAUCGGAAUGCAAGAACAGUUUAAAGAGCUACGCCUUACUGUGUGGUCAAAGUCACAGAUUCAACAUAGUAAUCAAAGGUGCAGUAUGGUGGCAUGUAAAAAACGCUUAACUUCCACUAAAGAGCUUGACGACUCACAGCAACCACUCUUGUUAGCCCUCUCAAAUUACAAAACGCGUCACCAGCAGAAGCAUCAUAAAAUUCACCUAAACUCUGGAAGCCCGUUAAACAUCGAGCUGUAUAUGUCAGCGAAUGUUGAGGGUAUUCCUAGAGCUCGAAAUCGGGCACCAGCUACUACGAAUAAUCAACAACCAGCUAUGCAUCGAAAGACUAAAAGCAAAAGCAAGCUUGAAACAUCAAAAAACUUUUUCACGCUACAUUCAUCAAAUGAUAGUGAUAAAUAUCCAUCCGCAGAGAAAUCAUCGGCAUUAGUGGAAACAGUUGAAAAAUGUAAAGGAACUUCUUCGGGAAUAGGAGUAAAGACUUCGCAGCAUUUCCAAAUUACAAAAAACCAGAGCUACCGCAACAGCAGGAUUAAAAACAGAACCCGCUCCUAUUCUGCUUCUCCAACCCCAGCGGUGAGAUGCAAAAUGAUGAUUCCAUUGCCAACGUUUGGCGCAACAUCUUUUGUUACUCUGCUGACUUUAAUUUGUAUGGAAACGGUUUUGCUAUCAACCAUGUCUAGUUGCGCCAAAACGUUCUACAUGCAUUGGAAUACAUCGAACAGCAUAUUUCGGAUUGAUAAUACCGAUCAUAUAAUCGAUGUUAAUAAAGGCAAUCUUGCAUUUGAGUUUGACCAGGUUCAUAUAAUAUGCCCAGUUUAUGAACCGGGAACUUUUGAAAAUGAAACCGAGAAAUAUAUAAUUUACAAUGUGUCUAAAGUGGAGUAUGAAACAUGUCGCAUAACAAAUGCAGAUCCGCGAGUAAUAGCUAUAUGUGAUAAACCUCAGAAAUUAAUGUUUUUUACAAUAACUUUCCGGCCAUUUACACCGCAGCCAGGUGGCUUGGAGUUCCUACCUGGAAAUGAUUAUUACUUCAUUUCAACUUCAUCUAGGGAUGAUUUAUAUCGGCGUAUUGGAGGUCGAUGCUCCACAAACAACAUGAAAGUAGUUUUCAAAGUUUGUUGCGCCGCCGAAGAAAAGAACAAAACCACUGCGAUAAGCAAAUCUAUAUCAGGUGCAGACACUGGAGGAGCCAUAAAUGUCAAUAUAGCAGCUAAUGAUGACAGUCAUGAUCAUAGCCAAGGCAAUAAUAACAUUGCUAUUGGAACCAGUAUUGGUAUAAAUGGAGGCAUAAUUUCUGGAGGACAUCAGUCCGCGGGAAUGCCAAUCAAUCCAAUUAACGGCAAUGCUAACAUAAAUGGCAUAGCAACUACUGUUAAUUCAAACACUGAUCAGUUUAACCGGAUACCACUUCAACCAAACGUAAUCGGAAGCAAUGCAGGUACCAACGCCGCUAUUCCUGGAGUUGUUAAUGGUGGAGGCAUUAUUUUAACUCCUGGACAUGGUCAUGGAAACAUUAAUAUGCUACAACCAGGACGCGGCGGAAUGAAUAUGGCUUACCCCGGACAUCACCACAUUCAAACUGGGAUCAGAAUAAACAAUGUCCCGACGCAGCACAGCUACCCACCUCACAAGGGUAAUGUUAACAGCAAUACGAACGGAAAUGAUGACCACCACCAUUACAACAAACAUCCCAACGAGGUUGUAAAGAACGAAGAGCUAACAUACAAUAGAGGCACAGCACAAGCAGCAAAACACGUUCUCGCCUUAUGGAACUGGAUCUUGCCAUCUUUUCCAAUGCCAUCAGUUCCAUCUUGCUGUUUGUUUGCGUAUGGGAUAAACUCAUCUUUAGUAUUAAGCAUUGUCGCGAUUCUCGGUAUCCACUACCUAGCGGGAAACAUGUUACAAACCACGUGUCAGCGGUAUAGACCUGGAAUUAGAGAAUUGCCUCCAGGAUGUAACUAUGGCUUGUUUGACCAGUAAAUUUUAAAUGAACAUCAGCUUUUGUAUGGCCCUACUCAGCAUUUAUGUUUUAACAAUUCCACAGUCUUUAACUUUUGUCACUUUUCAUUGAACUACGGUAUAUUGACAGUGAUAAAAAGUAGUGGUUUGGAAAGGUUGGUAGAAUCAGUCCAUAUGCUUACUGAUAUUGAUUUGGAAAUUAUUGUAAUUGAUCGAGUUAGUCUAACUCAAAAUUUAAUAUAAUAGAUCAGAUAGAAAGGAGAAAGGUGAAAUAGAUUUAAUAAGUAAAACAAUUAAAUAUAUCAAGUAAAUUAACAAUUAGAAAUAGUGGUCUUGAUAUAACUGAUACCGCAUAAGAAUAGAAGGAGGAUAGUGGAAUGUUAUUGCAAAACAGAUCAGAUGCAAUCCAAAAGCCAAGGUAUAAAAAGCACUAUCUAUUUUGCCAUGAAGUGCCUAGCCACUAUGUCUACUGUCCUCCUUUAGAUUGUUUCCUGGUUUUCUUAAAUCAAUAAUUUGGGUAUACAAGGAAUGUAAUGUAUACCGACCUGCAGCAAUCAUAAAGCGAUGAAGCGAUUAUCAAAUCUUUACAGCUAUAGCUAUAGAUGACUGAGUGAAUGUCAGUUUAAAUGAUCAUUCCGAAAAUCUCUUGUCUUGUCUAGGGACACACUGGAACAAAUGACCAUAAAUAUGAAAAAAUAUUUUACAAAGAGAGUUGCAUGCCUUCGGAAUGGCUUAGGUGGAAUACAAUUUUCCUUGUCACAGGAAAUCUAAUAACCCAAAAAUGUUGGAAAAAGCCACAUACUUAAUAUUAUUAAGUUCUCGUGCAAGACCCUGUACGAAGAAUACUUCGACUGAAAUUAAAAAAAUUUAUUAGCAUCGCUUAUUAAAAAGCACGUAGUAAGAUAGGUAUAAGCUAUUUAAAUACAGUAUAAUGCAGAUGGCAAAUGACUACGCAUAUGUAAAUGUAAUCGUAUAAGAUCAAAGGAAACUGAUGUAUGUAUGUUUAGUAUGCAUUGAUGUAUAUUUAAAAUCGUGGUAGGUAUUUUAAAUAUGGUAAAGGUGAAAUUCAAAGAACUCAACUAUAAGUUUUAUGUUCUUUUUUGUUUUGUUUUUAUUUGAUAUUUCUUUUAAAAUGAUACCAUUUUAUUUUGUAAAUGAACCAAGCAGUAUAGAGAAGUGAUUCUUAACAUUAAUAAAAUAUAUAUGUAUAUAUAUGCAAAAUACACAUAAUUACUUAUAUACAAGAAAUGUUUAGGUGAAACGUUAUAAACUUUGUAAAUUUAAUAUAAAUUAACUUGCAAUUAAAACAGAAAAAUUAAAAAAGUGGAUGACUUGAAAAUCGUAUAAUAUAUAAAAAAUAUAUUGGGGCACUUGUGCUACCUUUGUGAAAAUAAAAAGGUUAAAAUUUGUAUACAUAGUCUAUAUAUAGUGAAUAAUUUAAUAUAUUAUAUCGUGAUUAUGUAAGCGUGGGUAUAAUUUAAUCCGAUAAACAUGUGUUGAAGCUGUCGGAAAAAAAAAAUUUUGUCUCAGCGAGUUAACUAUUUACAAAUUAUAAUUGAAGACACAGUAAACAGACUUCAUCCAGUAUUUCAUCGUAGGAGCGUAAUCUAAAAUUUUGAUUUCUCUGCGACUAAACUAAAAAAUUGUGUUUAGUGUAAGCUUUCAAUUUUCUCAUGAUUGGCGUUAUUUAACAUUUACUUGUGCAAUUCAGCCUUAAACAAUUACAAAUCUUUCAAUUUCCAGACACUUUGAGCUCUGGGUGAAUUGUAUUCUUGUACUGCCACAGCAAACCUGAACACUAAACCGAAUUUAUUACGAUCCAAAGGUAUAAGCCGAAACCUAGAUUCAGUCCCGUUCUAUGAGUAAAUACCUUAAAAAUAUGCAUCGCUCUACUUAGGCCUGACUUUCUGUCAAUGUGUUGAUUGCUUAUAAAGAUACAAAGCAUUUUUUAUAUUUUAUAACUUUACAAGCUGUUUUAACUUUGACAGGAUAAUGAAUACGGACCGUACUGUUACUUAAUCAAUUACUUAAUAUCAUACUUACAAGCAACAUUACAUACUACAUACCAACAUACAUAGAUUCAUACAAUAGAACCGUAACUAACUACAUAAUAAGACAAAAGUCAAAAUAACAUAAUGAAUCGCUAGGAUAACACAUAUUCAUACAGCACACAUAACAUACAUACAGUUUUAUAUAUGAGCAGCUCACAAUUCUGAUAGCAUUCGGCCGCGAUGUCUGCGACAGCAAACAGAGUAGCAAAUGUCUACUAAGUUCACCAUAAUUCACCUACAGUCAUCCUCGUCCUGAACAAUGCUUUCUUUUCCACGCAAAACACAUAAUGAUAAAGGCAUACAGUAUGUUUCCAUUAUCAACAAACUUUCUCUGAUAGUUACCUUAAAAAUUUUUUUUAAAAGUGCACUCUGAUUUUUUUUGUAAACGGUCUAUGCGCAAGAAAUGUUUUAAUGUAUUCAUGAUAAUUUAGUUUAAAAUUUCUUACUUAUAACUGAACGUUUUUAUUUAAAAUGUUUGACUUCUAAAAAUUAAAACAUUGAAAUACAGAGUUUGACGGCGCUUAAUCGUCUGCAAAGAGCAUUACUUUUCAACUCUCAUUUUAUAUUUUAGAAUACAAUGACGAUGCACAAAAUAACUGUAAACAUAUUGCUUAAAACCAUAAAAGACCGAUCGAUCAAUGUAUAUUAUUUGAUAUGAUUGAAUUCAUGCUACUAUGCAUUUUCUAUGUUACACAGAGAAGAGUAUAAUGUAGUUUUUAAUAUUAGCUCAGCAUAUUUAUCUACUUAUACUGUCUAAGAAGUAACAUAAGCAAGUGCAUAUGACAAAAUCUUUGUAUGAGUAUAACGGAUAGCCAAGCAGCAAGUAAUAAUGGAGAUGUGGCAUGAAGAUGAUAAAGUGUAUUAAUGAAAAUAAAAGAAUUUUGAAUUUACAUUUAAUUUUAA